AUGAUGCAUCAAUUCUCAGUCCUAGUAGUUUAUUUACACAGUCCUGCAUUCAUAGCCGCCGUGCCACGCCAGAACACGUUCACGGUCACGGCGUGUGCGGCGAACGGCGAGAGACGGCCGAGUUUGGAUCAGCUUCGCAAUCAGAGGAGGAGAAACCAGCUUCGCGCGAAGGAGGAACAGCUUCGCGAGGAGGAGAAGCUUCGCAAUGAAGAGGAAGAGCAGCUUCGCGAAGCAAGGCUCUUGGCGUUGAGGCAGAACCCUCAAUCUGUGGAGCGAGGGAUAGCGUGGGAGGAGUCGGAGGUGGGGCAGACCGUCCUCCAGGGCAACGUGGGAGUGCUUUCGACGCAGGCCAUCAAUCGGUUGAUGGCACACGUCGAGUUUGGAAGUGAGAGAAGCUGGAUGCCGGUGAACAAGUAUGUUUCAAGUACGCUUACGGGGUGCACAGUAUAA
Guillardia theta CCMP2712 is the source of this 450-nucleotide messenger RNA. RefSeq lists its product as hypothetical. The transcript has 2 exons. The record is from RefSeq and is a predicted model, not a curated record. NCBI's taxonomy places the organism in Eukaryota, Cryptophyceae, Pyrenomonadales, Geminigeraceae. Bases 1 to 450 code for a protein of 149 amino acids.